UUUUUUGUUUUUUUGCUGUGGUCAGAAACCUUUGAACAGAGAAUCAUUGGGGGCCAAGUGGUUGAGCCAUAUUCAAUCAAGUACCAGGCAUCCCUUCAGUACCGCAACCGUCAUUAUUGUGGCGGAACCCUAAUCAGCUCUCAGUGGGUUUUAUCUGCUGCCCACUGCUGGAGACCGUACUAUUUUGUCACUGUGGUUUUGAGUGAGCAUAGCCUUGCUCGGAGAGAGGAGUUUGAGCAGGUGUUCUCUGUCCGGAGGAUUGAAUAUCAUCAUGAAUACCAAUACGCCACCUUUGACAAUGACAUCAUGCUCUUAAAACUUAGCCGCCCAGCCGUAUUCAAUGCCUUCGUCCAGCCUGUCAGGCUGCCAGGUCUCUUCGAGCCCUCACCACCUGCAGGGACCAUCUGUACGGUCAGUGGGUGGGGGGUGACCCAGAUCUACAGCUACUACCUUUCUCCAGAACUGCGCGCUGUUGAUGUGAACAUCAUCGGCCACUGUCAGUACUAUUAUUACUACAAGAUCACUGACAACAUGCUGUGUGCCGGCUCGCAGUAUGGGGGAAAAGACUCCUGUCAGGGCGACUCCGGGGGUCCGCUUAUAUGCAACAACAAAUUGCAUGGCAUCGUGUCAUGGGGAAUCAGCUGUGCCAACCCAUAUUUCCCAGGAGUGUACACCAAAGUGAGAAACUACAUCAGGUGGAUCAAGUGGAUCACAACGUUCAGAUGAAAAGAGACAAGCUUUUCAUUACAUAAAAAUGGCACUUGUACGAGAAUAGAAUACCAAUUUCACUGACAUCAAACUUCACUGACAUCAGCCAGGCCUAUACUAAAUCAACAAUUGCAGAACAUUAGUAAUUUAGGAACACAUUUCCCAUUAGCAAUGCGGUGUAAUGCCUUUUCAGGUAAGAGCUAUGGAUGAGUACCUUUGAGGUUGCAGGUCCAAAUCCUAGUUAGUGUUGCUGCUUAAAACCGUAGUGCUGUUACUACAGCUGUGAAGAAAGUACGAAGCAUAAAACUACACUGCUGUUAUUUCAGUUUCAUUGGAUGGGAGUCAUUCUAUAAAAAAAAAUCAUUGGAUUGAUCUGAAGUCAUGUGACCCUGUAUACCUUUGACAUUUGAUGCUCAGUGUGUUGCUGUUCUAUAAAGUUAGCUAGCAGUAGCCCAAUUGAAUGCUCUGGUUCUACCCCACUGUAUUGAAAAAUAUUCAAGUAUGCUUGGUAAAUAAAUGUUCACACACAGAUAAUUAUAUACAAUAAUACAUAUUUUUUAUUAUUCUGUAUUGUAAUCAAUAUUUCAUAUUAAAUAACAGAAAGAUUUUG
Molecule: messenger RNA, 1318 nt
Organism: Conger conger (European conger)
Lineage: Eukaryota; Metazoa; Chordata; Actinopteri; Anguilliformes; Congridae
Product: putative trypsin-6
Exons: 4
Biological process (GO): proteolysis
Molecular function (GO): serine-type endopeptidase activity
Source: RefSeq, a predicted model, not a curated record